CUUUCAUACGUCAAAUUGCGGUGUUGUGCUAGUAUCCAUUCAGUAAAUUGGUUUUUAUAACAUAGAAUUGUUUACUUUAAUAGAAUUAGAACUGUAAAUCACUAACUUUUAAGGCAAUAAAGCUUUUCCUUACUUUUAAUCGUAGAUUAAAUCCAAAAAUGUCUAAGUUAUUUUUUUGCCUUGUUUUAAUAAGCUUAUCUGGUAGCUUAGGGAAAAAAUUUAAAGACGAAGAAAAACCAUCAUGGGCAAAAAAAGAUAUUCGAGAUUUUAGUGAUGCAGAUAUGGAACGUCUUUUUGAUCAAUGGGAAGAAGAUGAAGAACCACUCCCAGAAGACGAAUUGCCUGAGCAUCUCCGCAAACCACCUUCAAUAGAUCUUACUAAAAUGGACAUGAGUAAUCCUGAAUCAGUCCUCCAAGCAACAAAGAAAGGGCAGACCGUAAUGAUGUUUGUUUCGGUAGCUAACAAACCUUCAAAAGCGCGAACUGAGGAACUUACAAAAAUAUGGCAAACAAGUCUUUGGAGCAAUCAUAUACAAGCUGAAAGAUACCUUAUUGAUGAUGACCGAGCUAUAUUCAUGUUUAAAGAUGGGUCACAGGCAUGGACUGCUAAAGAAUACCUGCUGGAACAAGAUGAGCUCAAGGAAGUCCAAUUAGAAAGUCAGACAUAUCCUGGGAAAAAUCCUGAUGUGAAAAAUACAGCUGUAAGAGAUGAAUUAUAAUUUUCUUAGUGAAAAUUAGGGUUUUUAUUACAUGGUCUUCUCUUACACAUACAAUUUUUGUAAUUUGCAUAUAUAAGUAUUGAAACUGGUUUAUUAUACCUGUAUUCAUAUAGAUAAACAUUGUAUAAUCAUAACUGAAAGGCGUCUUUCUGAUAACCUUUAUAAAAAUUGUAAACUUAUAGUUAUUUAUCAGCAUACUGCUUACAUUGCAUUUAAUCAGUACUUUUCUUUUAUUUUAAGGAGUUUGUAAUUAGCUAAUGGAGAUGGGUUUUGAACGAUAUGUUUGUAUAUGUGUUCUUAUAAGUUUCUAAUUUCUACUUUCGAAGAUCUGUUAAUUUAUAGUCAUUUAAAUAACUUUAAAAUAAAUAUAUUUCAGGUUUAUAUAAAAAGUUCUGUUGUAAGUGUUUAAUAGUCAUCAAAUAAAUAUAAUUUUUUGUAUUAACUACAUAAUUC
Messenger RNA from Papilio xuthus (Asian swallowtail), 1172 nucleotides. The record is from RefSeq and is a predicted model, not a curated record. Lineage: Eukaryota; Metazoa; Arthropoda; Insecta; Lepidoptera; Papilionidae.